AUGCGCAUGCGCAUGGUCAUGAAAGCCGUACAGGGAUGGAUGAUGGCCAGAGCGCGAAUUGGUCCCUCGCUCUUGAAAGGUCGCGUCAAGGCAGCUGGGAGACCCACACGUUAUGUCUCGUCGCAAGUUGGUGCGACGAACACAUUGCCCGGACCGGACCAAGAUGAAGAAGACUCAUCAAGAGAUUCCAAGCCAGGACAAGAUUCGAAAUCCAGGGCUGGGCCGACCGUGUUCAAAAUCUUCGAGACGGCUGCCACCACUUUCGCCUCUAUAGCCGUGCUUGGUCUGGCUGGUUACUCCUAUCAUCUUUACUACAAGUCGCUUGUCCUGCGCAAAAUCGAAAAGGCCUUUGCCCCCGGAGAUCCUAUGCUGGAUCUUGCUUCGCCUCGGUCUACCGUCCGCGCCCCUUCCAGCACCCAGUCUGCAGAGGAGGCCAGUGAGGAUUGGAUAGCACGGCCUGAACAGGCCAAGAUCGACGCCAUCAUCAAGGGUGAAUCCAGAGGAAGAUACUAUCUCAUGGUAGGCGAGAAGGGGACUGGCAAGUCAUCCAUGAUUCUGGAGGCUAUGAAGAAGAUUGACGGCGAGGGAGUGUCCAUGUUUGAAGCCCACGCCGACCUAGAAAUUUUCAGAAUUCGACUGGGCAAGGCCUUGAAUUAUGAGUUCCAUGAAGACUACAUUGGCUCCCUCUUCUCCAUUCGGGGUCCAAGGGACACCACGGCUUUGCUUGACAUCGAACGGGCAUUUAACAAACUGGAAAAGGUUGCUCUGUCUCACCGCGACAAGAGUCCAAAGCGCAGUGGUCGGAAAGGGCCGCUUGUUGUCAUCGUCAACUGUGCCCAUCUCAUCCGCGACGACGAGGAUGGUAACGACUUGAUCGAGUUGAUGCAGCAGCGUGCUGAGCAAUGGGCUGCGGCCAAUCUCAUCACCAUGAUUUUCAAUUCCGACGACUACUGGGUCUAUGAGCGAUUGAAACGUUAUGCCACGAGGAUGGAGGUCAUUCCCGUCAUGGACCUGUCCAAGGAUCGUGCCAUUGACGCCUUGGACCGAUAUCGAGCUAGAUACUUCCCUCAUCAGGAACGAGAUCCGAAAAUCCUGAAAGAAGUCUACGACCUGGUAGGAGGUCGACUGAACUUCCUUAGUCGCGUGGCUAAGAGCUCCGACAUGAUAAGGAUGUGCCAUCAGAUAAACGAGUCCGAGAAAACGUGGUUCCUCAACCGAUGUGGUAUUCUAGGGGAAGACAUGGAUGACGACGUGAUGGAUCAACAAAAGUAUGCCAGUGCGGCCAUGGUGCUAGCCAAAGCAUUGGUGGAAAAGGAUAAGGAAUUGGACACCAACUACGACGAUGAGCAAGGCCACAUCUUGCCUCAAAUUCCACUCUAUAAAGCUCGCCAGGUCAUGACCCGAGCUGAUUUCAUCCAGAGCUACGACCAUGACAAUAUCUUCACUAUUGACAGCAGGGCCAUGGUGCGUGCAGACAGCGUGCCCAUGAUGAACGCGUUCAAGGAGAUUUGUGCCGAGGAAGGAUUCGACGAAUACCUAGAGGCCACGUUGGAUCGCAUCUCGGCCAUUGAGAGUCUCAACCGUACCAAGGAACUCACAUUCAAGGACUUGUGGAUCGAACAGAAAGGGGAACAAAGAGGAAAGUUUUCAUUCACUACGAGGGAUCAGAAGGGACGUGAGACUGGCACCGUCGAGAUGAGGGUCCAGCCCGAUCAUCCACCCGAAGACGACGAUUAA
Molecule: messenger RNA, 1737 nt
Organism: Capronia coronata CBS 617.96
Lineage: Eukaryota; Fungi; Ascomycota; Eurotiomycetes; Chaetothyriales; Herpotrichiellaceae
Exons: 1
Coding region: 1-1737 (578 amino acids)
Source: RefSeq, a predicted model, not a curated record